Phialemonium atrogriseum is the source of this 3617-nucleotide messenger RNA. Its product is annotated as SAICAR synthase-like protein. Gene Ontology annotation, cellular component: plasma membrane. Bases 119 to 3331 code for a protein of 1070 amino acids. The transcript is spliced from 3 exons. Gene Ontology annotation, biological process: phosphatidylinositol phosphate biosynthetic process. The record is from RefSeq and is a predicted model, not a curated record. Gene Ontology annotation, molecular function: 1-phosphatidylinositol-4-phosphate 5-kinase activity. NCBI's taxonomy places the organism in Eukaryota, Fungi, Ascomycota, Sordariomycetes, Cephalothecales, Cephalothecaceae.
CUCGACCUCGACCUCGAUCUCGACUUCGACACGGCUUUCCUGAGCAUGUCCUCCUCCGCUGCACGCCAGUAGACAGAACUAGUUCCCGACCGAAUAGCGCCCAUCCUGUACCAAUUUCAUGCAUUUGGCUCCCGAAAUGCCCUCUUUCAUCAACAGCGAGAACUCGCCUGUCUAUUCCCAGUCUUCAGCUAUCGUCCACCUCGAUCCGUCUCUCCAGUACGGUCUCUCGGACGAGAAGGCCAAUGGGCACAUCCUUCUCGCAUCACAAUCGCAAUCCACCACAAAUGACAGCUUUUAUGAGAGCUCGACACACUCAACACAGACAUCAGACCUCUCCGAACCCCAGCCCCAGCCCCAGCCCCAGCUGAAUGGAGAGCGCUUUGGCCCUCCCACCAUGAACCACUUAUCCGAAGGAACUCAUGGUGGAGGAAUGAACGGUGUGACCGACGGCUCCUCGGGCGACAAGGAGCUGCCGUUGCCGAAUGGCCACGCAAACACGACCCUGACCCUGCCCGACCGGUCGCUUCAUCCACCCCCUCCUUCGAGGCUAUCAAAAGACGCCGACCCUCCACCGUCGAGCCCCAGAGAUGCACAUUCGCGAAACUCCCGAGCCUCAGUCAGCUCCGGAACCGGCGGCUCUAUACAACAGUCGCCCAUAGAGAUGUACAUGCAGCCGGUGCAUAAGGGGGAUAUUCGUACGGUCGACAGCUCUGCAUCGACAUCUGCGGCCAGUCCCCCCAAUGCUCUACACGCCAACCUUGCUUCCCUCAGUAUGUCAUCCGCACUGCCCACAACGACGAACCCGGAUGCCAACCAAUCAUUGCAACACUCACCGCACCGAUUUUCGUCUCCCGCCUUAGGUUCUACAGCAGCGACUCCUAGCUCCUCCGGUGCUUUGCACGGCCCCCCCGGCUCUGGUCUAAAGCAGCGUCACACACUAGAAGUACCCAGGGCCGCACCAGCUCGCGGUUCAAGAGAUGGGGUCGAUUCGGCUUUUGCGAGCGGCAGAUUUUCGCCCACAGCUGCUGUGACGACUGCCGUGGCUGGGGCGCGAAGAACAUCGCUGAGCCUUGCUAGGAGGAACACACGCUCGCUGCAUUCUGAUAUACCCCGCGAUGAGAUCGUGCCAGACGAGGACGCUCUCCGUUGGGCCGAGGCAUACAGGGCAAAACGAGCAAGCAAGAGGAAGCGGGUUGAGCGAGAGGACGACGAUAGGGUCCUAGUGGGGAUCAAAGUCGACGAGUCGCAUGCCAAUUGGGUCACAGCUUAUAAUAUGUUGACCGGCAUCAGAGUCUCAGUGUCCCGAACGAACGCCAAACUCGAUCGCCCAUUAACUGACGCUGACUUCGAGGCCAAGCAGAAGUCUACUUUCGAUAUCGCCGGAAAUGAGCUUGUCCCUUCGGCAAAGUAUGACUUCAAGUUCAAAGACUAUGCCCCAUGGGUCUUCCGUCACCUCCGUGCUCUCUUUCGCCUCGACCCUGCCGACUAUCUUAUGUCGUUGACCGGUAAAUAUAUACUCUCCGAGCUUGGUUCUCCCGGCAAGAGCGGGAGCUUCUUCUACUUUUCCCGAGACUACAAGUAUAUCAUCAAAACGAUCCAUCGCUCGGAACACAAAUUCCUCCGCAAGAUCCUCAAGGACUACUAUCAGCAUGUCACCGAUAACCCGAACACCCUGCUCUCUCAGUUUUACGGCCUGCAUAGAGUCAAAAUGCCAUACGGAAAGAAGAUUCAUUUCGUCAUCAUGAACAACCUCUUCCCCCCGCACCGAGAUAUCCACCAGACCUUCGACCUAAAGGGUUCCACCGUUGGCAGGGAUUUCAUCGAAGAUGAUCUCGACAAGAACCCAAGGGCUACCCUGAAGGACCUAAACUGGCUCCGGCGGCGACGACGUGUGGAACUGGCCCUGGAGAAGAAGAGGCUCUUCCUGGACCAGCUCCAGAAGGACGUGGGGCUGCUUCAAAGACUCCAAAUCAUGGACUACUCUCUCCUUAUUGGCAUCCACGAUCGCCAAAGAGGCAACGAAGAGAAUUUGCGGGACAAAACACUGCAGAUCUUCAACCCUGGCGGGGAUGUCCCAGAGGAGUACGACCCCCAGUCAGUUCUGAUGAGGACUCCGUCCAAGUUGGAGAACCAGCGGAAAGCGAGAGAGUUAAGGCAGAUGAUUAAGUCCGAGAGACCCAUUCCAAUGGGCCAGAGCAGCAGCCGAAUGCCCGACGAGCUCGACGAAGGUCAUAACAGGCCAGGUUUUGUCUUCAACCAAGACGAUGGCGGCUUUAGGGCAACUCAUGAAGACGGUUCGCCCGCCGACGAGAUCUACUACCUUGGUGUCAUUGACUGCCUCACCCAUUAUGGAAUCAUAAAGAAAAUCGAGCAUUUCUGGAAAGGGCUGUCGAGUGAUAGCACGAAGAUAUCUGCGCUUCCGCCGCAGGAAUAUGGCGAGCGAUUCAUGAACUUCAUCUCUGGUGUCACUAUGUCUGCCGAGGAGGCGGCCAGAGAGGCCCAGGAAAGGGACCAGGCUGCAGCGGCGGCUGCAGCUGCCAGUAACGAGAGAGAGCGCGUGGGUCCUCAGAGUAGCCCUACCGCUCCUCACUCGACAACGAACGCCACACCGAUACUAAACCUGCAGCCCUCCUCGCCAUCCUCUACGCUACCCUCAAGUCACAGAUUACCCCAAGCCGACGUAACGGUUAGGCGUGCGAUGUACGAGGCGCACAGUACCGAGAUGAAUGGUGCACACGAAGACUACGUUCCCGAUCGCGUUCUGAAGACUGCCGUCGCAACAGCGGCAGCCGCGGCCGCGGCGGCAGCGAGAUCUGGCUCUUCGAAACCCGGCCCGGGGUCUAGCGCAACGCGCAGCGAGCGUCAUGAAUCCACAACAAGCGCAUCUCAAGCAGCAAUCUUACCAGUGGUGGAGGAGGCGACUGAGGGGCUCUCGACCGCAGCGCAAAGCCGGAAUAGCCAUGUUAGUAGUCUAGCGACAGUAGAAAGCGACGGACGGCCCCUGACUCCUGCGAAGGACGGCGAGGAAAGGGAGGCUGGCUUCGGGAAUCCACUCCUGGGAGCUCAACGGAACCCCGGUGUGGGUAGGGGGCCCCCAACACCGCCAAAAACUGGAUACGGCAAGGGAACGUACUUGAAGCCGCAGAGUGCUGACAGUGGAUACGGAGUCACGGGGGAGGCAUUUAACGGACACGCGUUGAAGAGGACCACUGGGUCCCAAGGGUCUCAAGGGUCACUGCAUGGCCGCUCUCAGAUCAUCGGUCGCGACAGUCUCGACAAGGCAUUGCCACCACUGCCGAGGGACGACGCUUGGACGCACGAAGUGUCUUAGGAGAGCUUCCUGCCAAAUCCGAGAUACAAGCUGGGAAUCAGAUUUUCUCCCGCGAGAGGCACCAAAUGGGGAGAAGAUGCCAAUGUUUGAGCGCGUCUCUCUCCCUAUCAAGUGUCAGGAGAUACUCUGAGGUGGACCUGGAGAACCUCACAACUGGAAAAGAGCAUACAUGACCUGGGGUUACCUUGGGAGAACACAGUUGUCAUACAUUGGGAAGGAGAGGUAUUGAUUAGGACGACCUCCUGUGCCCGGCACAACCACGCACGGCUUUUCAUUUUCUCUUUUU